AUGUUAUAAAAUUCUUGUUUUGAGGAUUAUUUUGGAAUGGAAAUUGAAAAUUAAUUAGGAACUAGGGGUCAAUCAAAAGAAUGUGUUGAAAAUAAGAGAAUAAACCUAUUUUAAACUCCUAGAAAAUCAGAUUAUUUCGAACCUGAAAAUUAAAUGAAUGAAUCCUAAUAAUCGCCACAUUUUAUUUUAUAGUGUAAAAAUUAAAGAGAUUCAACACAAUACAAUUACAGUAUAAGUUUUAAAUAUAAAAAGACUCUGAAAAUGAAAAUACCGCAAAUGGAAAUAAAGAUGAAUUUCAAAUAGAUAUAAAUUUUACGCCAAAAACAAAUGAAUGCCUAUUCACAGAAUUGAAUAACUUGAUAGUUCAGGUUUAAGAAAAGAUAUAAAAUUUAUCUCAAUAAUCACCAGGUGCUAAUGAUCUAAGUCAAUGUUAUGGCACAUAUAGUGAAAUUAAAUAACAAAUAUAUGAAAUCGAGAGAGUUUACAGAAGUAUUUAUUAUUACCUAUGUAUAAAAAGCUAAGGAUGAUGAGCUUUCAUAAUUGAAUAUCUAAUUGGAAAAAGAAUUUAAUUUAUGUAAAAAUCAGAAGUACUUGGAUCUUACUACAAACAUUUAAAUGAAUCAAUCCUUUGAUAUAUCUAAAAGAUAUCAAUAACUUUAAGAAAUUAAAAAAUCAAAACUUUAAAAAUUUAAGAAUUAAUAUCAUGAAAAAUAUAACCUGUUAAAAAGCGACCUUAAUGAGUUAAAAUCUUAAGUUAAAUAGUUGUUUUCACAGAAUUGGUUUACUUUUAAUAAUGAGAAAUGUUUUUUAGAAUUUUCAAAAUUGUUUAAUACGAAAUUCUAAGAGGAAAUAUCAAUUGGUGAUAAUAGUAGUUAGGAUAAUGAAAAUUAAGAAUAAGAAUCUCCAAAAUUAGGAGAUAAUUAAUGUAUAGAUUAGUUUAUUUUAACAUUGAUGAAAUAAUUCGAUAUAAACGAAGGAGAUAUAGAGAACAUUAAAUUAUAGAUUGUUUAAUGUGUCAUAAACUAAAAAGACCUCAUUUUAUAAUAGAAAAUCUAAUUGGAAACAAUUCAGACCAAUCAAAACUUAAGUACCAAUCAACAAAUAAAUAAAUUGAAAAAAAUAAAAGAUGAACUAGAGAAUGAAUUGGUUUAGUUAAAUUUGCAUAAAGAGUAGUAGCAAAAAGUCUUGGAUUCAAAUAAUAAGGGAAUUUAAGAACUUAAAUAAAAAUUAGAGUGGUUGGAAAAAAUGGAUUACACCUUGCUUAAUGCUAAGUUACUUCAAUAAGAAUAAAUUUAAAUGAAGCAGCAAUAACAAUUAAUUUCAAUUGCUUCAAUAAUAUUUUAAUAAUUAAUCGAAUCUGUUUCAUAUAAAUCAUAAAUCAAAAUAAUGCUAUAGGAAUACUAUUAAAAAUUAAACACUUAUUUCGAUAAAGCUAAUGAAAUAAUUAGCCAAUAAAAUUGGAAAUAGGAUGAUGAUCCUUUAAAAUACUUUAUAUAUCAUUAAUAAACAGUUUAAAAGAUGAUGGAUACCAUUUGUGCAGAAUACACUAAAAUGAUUAGACUGAUAUAAUAGUAAAGAUAGGACUUGAUGUCUUAGUUAUGA
Molecule: messenger RNA, 1602 nt
Organism: Paramecium octaurelia
Lineage: Eukaryota; Ciliophora; Oligohymenophorea; Peniculida; Parameciidae
Source: the annotation of a GenBank genome assembly